AUGACUCGAGACAUCGAGAACAAGGCUGCCCCCGGCAUCCCGUACUUCACGCCAUUCCAAGAUCCCCCAGCUGGUACUCCACAUGAUGCAGCCUCGGCCCCGACGCUCUUCCAGCCUCUGCGCAUCCGUGGAGUCGAGCUACACAACCGUUGGGGUGUUGCGCCCAUGUGCACGUACUCUGCCGGCCAGGAUGGUCGUCUGACGGACUGGCACCUGGUCCACCUGGGUCAAUACGCGCUGCACGGCGCCGGCCUGGUCAUCGCCGAGGCCACGGCCGUCGAGCCGCGCGGUCGCAUCAGCCCGCACGACUCCGGCCUCUGGGACGACGAGCAGAUUGCGCCCCUCAGACGCAUCACCGACUAUAUCCACGGUCAGGGGUCACACGCGGCAAUCCAGCUGGCCCACGGGGGCCGUAAAGCGAGUAGCCUGCCCCCCUGGAUCCGUCUGCCCGGAAGCAUAGUCGCACCUGAGCACCUUGGCGGCUGGCCAGACCAUGUCGUGGGGCCGAGCGGGCUGCGCUUCGACGAGGACCAUGUCGUGCCGCAUGAGUUGACUUCAGCACAAAUUGGCGACGUGGUCCAAAAGUUUCGCGAUGCCGCCGCGCGGGCUGUCAAGGCCGGGUUCGACGUCAUCGAGGUUCACGGUGCGCACGGCUAUUUGAUAAGCAGUUUCCUGUCGCCCACCUCCAAUAAACGAAAUGACGAAUACGGCGGCAGCUUCGAGAACCGAACCCGUCUACUCCGCGAGGUCCUCACGGCCAUCCGCGGCGUCAUUCCCGCCAAUAUGCCUCUUUGGCUGCGCAUUUCUGCCACUGAGUGGAUGGAUCAUUCUGGUGAGCCCUCAUGGGAUCUCCAGAGCAGCAUCCGUUUGGCCAGGCAGCUCCCCGCCCUGGGCGUCGACGUCCUCGACGUCAGCUCCGGCGGCAACUCGGCUGCUCAGAAGUUCACCGUCUCUCAGACGUACCAGACGGACCUUGCGGGCGAGAUUCGGAGAUCACUCCAUGCUGAGGGCAUAUUCAAUUUGCUGAUCGCUACCGUUGGUCAGGUCAGGGAUGGCCGCUUCGCCGCUUCGCUAGUCCAAACGGGUGGAGAGGAACCGCAGGCCGAUCUGGUUCUCGCUGGAAGGCAGUUCCUGAGGGAAGCCGAUUUCGUGCUCAGCGCGGCGCAGGAACUUGACGUGCCGGUACAGUGGCCGUCGCAGUAUCUCAGGGCGGCGCCCAAGGUUAACAGGCCCAAUCUUUAG
Messenger RNA from Geosmithia morbida, 1242 nucleotides. RefSeq names its product 2,4-dienoyl-CoA reductase or related NADH-dependent reductase, Old Yellow Enzyme (OYE) family. The transcript is spliced from 2 exons. Bases 1 to 1242 code for a protein of 413 amino acids. Gene Ontology annotation, cellular component: intracellular anatomical structure. NCBI's taxonomy places the organism in Eukaryota, Fungi, Ascomycota, Sordariomycetes, Hypocreales, Bionectriaceae. The record is from RefSeq and is a predicted model, not a curated record. Gene Ontology annotation, molecular function: NADP binding; NADPH dehydrogenase activity; FMN binding.